Molecule: messenger RNA, 1821 nt
Organism: Acanthamoeba castellanii str. Neff
Lineage: Eukaryota; Discosea; Longamoebia; Acanthamoebidae
Product: electron transfer flavoproteinubiquinone oxidoreductase, mitochondrial, putative
Exons: 12
Coding region: 1-1821 (606 amino acids)
Biological process (GO): electron transport chain
Cellular component (GO): mitochondrial inner membrane
Molecular function (GO): iron-sulfur cluster binding; electron-transferring-flavoprotein dehydrogenase activity
Source: RefSeq, a predicted model, not a curated record
AUGAAGCGUCUGUCUGCUCGCCUUUCGCCCUCGGCUUCGGCCGCGGCGUUGGGCGUUCGCGUCUCCUCGCGCCACCUCCACCUCGCCCGCACCGCGCAGGUGCAGUCCUCCUCCCUGCUGCCCCGCGCUCCGAUAACCUCCUCGCUCCGGUCCUUCCGCACUUCGCCUUCCCUCCGCCAGGACGACGAUCCUCGUAAGCAGCCGCGUGAGUCGGACAACGUCGACGUGCUCAUCAUCGGCGCUGGUCCCGCCGGUCUCUCGGCGGCCAUCAGGCUUAAGCAGCUGGCCAACGAGCAGGGCAAGGAGAUUCGCGUCGUGGUGCUCGAGAAGGGCGCUGAAGUCGGCGCGCACACUCUGUCCGGCGCUGUGAUCGAGCCGCGGGCCCUCAACGAGCUCAUCCCCUACUGGAAGGACAAGGGCGCGCCCAUCUACACCGAGGCCACCGAAGACCACUUCGUGUUCCUGGGCGAGGGCUUCCACGUCCGGCUCCCUACCCCUCCCCAGAUGCACAACAAGGGCAACUACGUUGUGAGCCUGGGCAACGUGGUGCGAUGGCUGGGCGAGCAGGCCACUGAGCUGGGCGUCGAGAUCUACCCAGCCACCCCCGCCGCCGAGGUCCUUUACAACGAGGACGGCAGCGUCAAGGGCGUGGCCACGGUCGACAUGGGCGUGUCCAAGACCGGCGAGCCCAAGGACUCGUUCACGCGCGGCUUUGAGCUGCACGCGCGAGUGACGAUGUUCGGCGAGGGCUGCCGCGGCUCGCUCACCAAGAGCGUGGACAAGAAGCUCGGCCUCUGGAAGGAGUCGAUGGCCGGCUUCCAGACCUACGGACUGGGCAUCAAGGAGCUGUGGCAAGUCGACCCCAAGAAGCACAAGCCCGGCAAAAUCGUCCACACCAUUGGCUGGCCGAUGGACUUCUCGACCUACGGCGGCUCGUUCCUGUACCACCUGGAGAACAACUACGUCGCCGUGGGCUACGUCGUGGGUCUCGACUACACCAACCCCUACCUCAACCCCUACCGCGAGUUCCAGAGGUGGAAGCACCACCCGUUCGUGAAGGACACGUUCGAGGGCGGCCAGUGCAUCUCGUACGGCGCCCGCGCGCUGGUGGAGGGCGGCAUCCAGUCCGUCCCUCGCCUCGCGUUCCCCGGUGGUCUCCUCCUCGGCGACUCGGCCGGCUUCAUCAACCUGCCCAAGAUCAAGGGCUCCCACAACGCCAUGAAGUCCGGAAUGGUGGCGGCUGAGACGGUGUUCGAGGCGCUGGACCAGGAGGAGCACACGAUCGACCCCAAGGCCUACCCCGACCGCAUCAAGUCCUCGUGGCUCUGGGAGGACCUCCACAAGGUGCGCAAUAUCAGGCCGUACAUGGCCAAGGGCUUGGUGCCCGGCCUGGCGCUGUCGGCCGUCGACACCUACGUUUUCCGCGGAAACGCGCCCUGGACGCUCAACCACCACAAGCCCGACCACGAGGCCACCAAGCCCGCCAAGGAGUGCAAGCCCAUCGAGUACCCGGCGCCGGACGGCAAGCUGAGCUUCAACCUGCUCGAGAACGUCGCCAGGAGCGGCACCAACCACGGCCACGACCAGCUGUGCCACCUCACUCUCAAGGACUCCACUGUGCCCGAGAAGAUCAAUCUUCCAGUGUAUGCUGCGCCCGAGAGUCGGUAUUGCCCUGCGGGAGUAUACGAGUAUGUAGACAGCAAGCUGGUGAUCAACUACCAGAACUGCGUGCACUGCAAGACGUGCGACAUCAAGGACCCCACGCAGAACAUCAACUGGGUGGUGCCCGAGAGCGGUGGCCCUCUCUACUCCUACAUGUAA